Messenger RNA from Pogona vitticeps (central bearded dragon), 1394 nucleotides. RefSeq names its product ETHE1 persulfide dioxygenase (gene ETHE1). Gene Ontology annotation, molecular function: sulfur dioxygenase activity. The record is from RefSeq and is a predicted model, not a curated record. NCBI's taxonomy places the organism in Eukaryota, Metazoa, Chordata, Lepidosauria, Squamata, Agamidae. Gene Ontology annotation, cellular component: mitochondrion. Gene Ontology annotation, biological process: hydrogen sulfide metabolic process; glutathione metabolic process.
GCCUCCAGCUGACAGCCCGGAAAGGGCUCGCCUCCUCCGGUCCCUUCCUGGAAAGCGAGCGAUCCAGGAGGCGCGAUCCCGAUGUGGCUGCCCCGGAGAUGCCCUGCCCGAGCGGCCGCCGCCGCCGCCGCCCUCCCGCACCUGGCGAGCCUUCCUGGGCGGAGGGGCUUCUGCGUCCGCGCCGCCCAGCGCCAGGGGCUCCUUUUCCGCCAGCUCUUUGAAUCAGAAAGUUUCACGUACACCUACCUGCUGGCAGAUAUGAAAACCAAGGAAGCCAUCCUGAUCGAUCCAGUUCUGGAAACAGCCAAGAGAGAUUCAACGCUGGUGAAACAGCUGGGUCUCAAUGUGCUCUACGCAGCCAACACUCACUGUCAUGCUGAUCACAUCACUGGCACGGGGCUUCUGAAGAAUCUGCUCCCAGGCUGUCGGAGUGUCAUUUCCAAAGACAGUGGUGCGUCUGCUGAUAUCCAUAUCCAGGAAGGCAGUGCCCUCAAAUUUGGAGCUUUUGCCCUGGAAGCUCGCGCCACCCCUGGGCACACGGACGGCUGCCUGACCUACGUGCUGAAUGACCAAAGCAUGGCCUUUACGGGGGAUGCGUUGCUGAUACGGGGCUGCGGAAGGACAGAUUUCCAGCAAGGUUCCCCUGAGACGCUUUAUCAGUCGGUCCAUGAGAAGAUCUUCACACUCCCUGGUCACUGCCUGGUUUACCCUGCCCAUGACUAUACUGGCCAAACUGUGUCCACCGUGGAGGAAGAGCGGACCCUGAAUCCUCGCCUCACGUUGCCCAAGGAGGCCUUCGUGGAACUGAUGGACAACCUGAAUCUGCCCAAGCCCAAACAGAUCGAUUUUGCUGUGCCAGCUAACCUGAAGUGUGGCGUCCAAGAUGUAUCUGCUUAGCCGGCACCUGCUUUUCCUGCGUCUGCUUCCCAGCAGGAUCGCCUCGGACCGGAGUUCUAAAGGGAUUCCCCCUGCCCUGGGACUGCUUUAUGGUCCUGAAGCAAGGGCUGUCCCGAUUCACGUAUUGUGGAAGUUAGAAGCAGGGAAGGCGCCGUGGAAGGAAGGAGCUGGAUGUCAUAGCACAUUUCAAUCCCUGGCUAACCCACCCCUUCCAAGCGCCCUCUGGUACCUAAAUGAAGAAGCUUCAAGUUCUGCCUUUAAUUUUGCUUGCUCUUUGACCCUGUUUCCUGUUAACCCUUUUUUGCACUGGCCUGACAUUUCUUAUCCUGUCGAGAUUCCUCUGUUGGGCCACGGCGUUUCAUUCCAUUCGUGGACCAGAAAGAUAAAGACACUGAUGCUGUGAAUGUCUGCAACUCAGGACUCGGUGGGUGGGUGCGUGGGUUGUCCCCCCCACCACCACCGCAGAACCUCUUGCUGUUGAUGAAAUAAAAAUUUAU